Molecule: messenger RNA, 1161 nt
Organism: Python bivittatus (Burmese python)
Lineage: Eukaryota; Metazoa; Chordata; Lepidosauria; Squamata; Pythonidae
Source: RefSeq, a predicted model, not a curated record
AUGCGGGGCGCGGAGUCGCCUUCCCUGCCCGGCUUCCUUGGGGCCCCCCUUGCCUGCCUCCCCGCGUCGGUCGCACAGAGGCAGCGCGCGAGCGGGCAGGUGCGCGCCGUGCCGGCGACGCCUGUUGCGGGAAGGAGGUCCUCAUCCCCGGGAGAGGUGUUUGCUGAGGUGAACGUUGACCUGGAACGGUUUGGAGCUCGUAUGAGAGAUGAAAUUGACUUCCUGGGCCGUGAGUGUGAACUAAACCCCCCUAGAUUACAGCAGUUUGAUGCCUGGGGGCAGCGUGUGGACCAAAUAAUCACCUGCCCAGCCUGGAAGAGGAUGAAGGACAUCUCUGCUGAGGAGAGCCUUGUGGCCGAAGGGUAUAAAAGGAGAUAUUCCAGUUGGAGCCGUGUUCAUCAAACUGCCAAGCUGUAUCUUUUUAUGCCAUCUUCUGGCUGCUACGGGUGCCCUCUAGCCAUGACUGAUGGAGCAGCAAAAACAAUUGAGAUUACAGUGGUACUUCGGGUCACGAGAGGUGGAACAGAAACAAUCGCACGGGAACUUCCAGAUGGCUCCUACAGCCUGCACGGUUUCAAAUGGUUCACAUCGGCCACCGAUUCAGAUAUGACUCUGACCCUGGCAAGGAUCAUGGCUGCUGAUGGGCAGAUAAAACAGCUGGAUGGAGCUCGAGCACAUCUGAUCUCUGCAGAAGGCCAGGGUAUAGCUUGCAUUGCCAACAUGCUGAACAUCUCUAGGAUUUAUAAUGCCAUCUUUGCAGUUGGAAGUAUGAGAAGAAUUGUCCACAUGGCACGGGAUUAUGCUACCAAGAGAGAGGCCUUUGGAAAACCCCUUAAGGAUCACCCCUUGCAUAUUCAAACUUUGGCACGAAUGGAGGUGCAAACCCACGGAGCAUUCCUGCUGAUGAUGGAGACUGGGAGACUGCUUGGCCUGGAAGAAACAAAGAAGGCGACGGAGCAGGACGAGCACAUGCUGAGGCUGCUGACACCAGUCAUUAAACUGUACACUGCAAAGCAGGUCACAUUCACGUUUCUUCCAGGGGCUCAGUGCUUUCCCACGAUGGGCGAAGCGUUUGUCUAUACAGGCCAGAUGUUAAUGGAUCCGGGGGGAGGGAGAAUCCAUGCAGGCUGUCAUAGAAGGACCAGGCUAUCUCAUGAAAGA